GUGAGGUUGGAGCGAUCAGUAGUUGUUUCAAAAGUGUGUUUCGAGAGACAGAACGUUUGAAAGGAUUAGCAAAAAGGAAGAGAGUCACAGAGACAGACACAGACGAAGAGAGAGAGAGCAACAGGAUAUUUUGUCACUAUGGUUACUGGCAGCAGAUUGGGAGCUUGACUGCCGUCCUCAUUCAGGGCAGAGUGCGGCUACAGUGCUCUCAGGACAGAACCGUAUAACUGAGAUAAACUUUGUACAAGGAGUGUCAUGCUGUCUGGAUCAAUGUGGCUUCAGUAAAUAUCAAGAACAGCUUGUUCCAUCUGUGAGUUAUUGGUUCCUAAAACGUCAAGAUGGGGUCAACCACUGUGCCUGUGACCUUUACCUCCACACACACCAGCAACGACUCUAAAAAUUCUGCCUGUGACACCCUGUACGCCCACCGGGACUAUGCCAGGGUCCUCAUGCCUCUUUUCUAUUGCGUUGUGUUCAUCGUGGGACUGUUCGGUAACAGCCUCGCCCUCCACGUCAUCCGUCCCAAUCUGAAGAAGAUGAACUCCACCACCUUGUACUCUCUUAACCUGGUCAUUUCUGACAUCCUCUUCACCCUGUCCCUGCCUGUGAGGAUUGUCUACUAUGCUCUGGGCUUCCACUGGCCUCUGGGUGAGGUGCUGUGCAAGACCUCAGGCCUCAUCUUCUAUAUCAACACCUAUGCAGGGGUCAAUUUCAUGACCUGCCUCAGUGUAGACCGCUUCAUUGCUGUGGUCCUUCCUCUGCGCUUCGGCCGACUCAGGAAGGUCAGUAACGUGCGCUACAUUUGUGUAGUUGUGUGGCUGGUGGUCCUGGCGCAGACCCUCCCCCUGCUGAGCAUGGAUAUGGCCAACGAGGAACCUGAUGGCUACAUCACCUGUAUGGAAUACCCCAACUUUGAGAAGGUCGACCACAUUGCCACGAUCCUGAUUGGUGCUGUCUUCCUUGGGUAUGUCAUCCCUGUGGUGACCAUCCUUGUGUGUUACUCCAUCUUGUGCUCCAAACUCCACUUCACAGCCAAGAACAACCACUUGACAGAAAAGUCUGGCCGGAGCCGCAAGGCCAUCGGUGUGAUCUGCUGUGUAGCCCUGGUGUUUGUUCUCUGCUUCAGCCCUUAUCACAUUAACCUCCUGCAGUACAUGGUCCGCAAGCUGGUGUCGAGCCCCGACUGCACCGAUCUCACCGCCUUUCAGGUGUCGCUGCACAUCACUGUGUGUCUGAUGAACCUCAACUCCUGUUUGGAUCCUUUUAUCUACUUCUUCGCCUGCAAAGGCUACAAGAGGAAAGUUCUGAAGCUGCUGAAGCUACAGGUCAGCAUGUCCUUCUCCAGUGCGGUGAGGACGUCACCUGAAGGCUCCUCUAAGGAUGUAAUUGAUGGCAACAAGUUCCAACUAGGUUCCACGAUAGGUUCAACCAGUGAGAGACUCACAGAAAGGAGAGUACUGCGGCAUGAGUAAAUGAGAGAACUGAGGCACAACAUGAAGAACCUUUUACACGUGGGCCUACUUUAAUCAAGACCAGUCAAAAAAUGUGACUCAUGCCAACAGCUACUCCGCAUCUGGAUCUACAGAAAUUCAGCUCUUUUGGACAGAUUAAUUUACACCAGGGAAAGUUUUUAAAUGAACAUUAACAGAAUGACUCAGCCCUUAUACUGUUCUGUAUAGAUUUUUUCUUAUUGAUAUCAGUGAGUUACUCAGGAAAGCAGAGAUUGUUGCAGCUAAGGAAAGAAAGGAGGAUACUUCUUUAUAAAGUGUGCUAGUCUCCUGCCCGUAGACCAUAGUGUCGAUGGAGUGGCGCAUUAGCGCAGAAGUGGACAGUCAACUGAUAGCGACUGAGAGUUGAAAGAGACAUUGAUGACCACCAGACAUAAAGUAUGUUACAGUAUGUGUACUUAUAUCCCUAAAUGCAGUAUACUCGCCAGAAAGAAACAUUUUUUGAAAUAUUUGCAACCGAAUAAUGACCUCACAUCUAAUCCCAUCCUGCAGUGUUACCUUUACGAACUGGGAUGUUAAGGUGCAAGUAGAUAUGAGUUUCACUUCAAAAUGAAAUCGGACUAAUUUUUGUUUACCUAAAGUUUGAAUUCAGCACACAGUUGUAGUAUCUCAGGAUCGAGAGGAUUGAUAUUGACAAACUGUACACUCAUCGUUUCAGCUGCCUGCCAACCGAUUAACCUUAUUUUGUUGAAGGGGCACCACGUUUGUCUGCAUUCAUUUGCUCAUGAUAAAAGUCAUGAUUUCUUGUAAACAGACAGAAGUUAUGCUUAAAAUCAGCGUUAUUCAUAAUAACGCAUGGUGCAUAUCCCUGAGGUCUAAACAACAUGUCGAGUGUAUUUCACUCCUCAUAAAAUAUUUGCAAAGAUGAAUGUAUUCAUAAUCCAGCACUGUUUACAUCCAUGUUUUCCAGCUUGCAGCCUUUGUCCUUGGCUUUUGCUGGCGCUGUGAGGAGAGGGUGUGUUACCGCCACCUGUAGAUCAGUGGAAUAUAUGACACCACUGGCAGGACUGUGAAAUUGCAUCAUACAUGCGUGCAUGCUGACGAGAUAAGUAAAACAGGGAACCUCUCUUCGUAGCACUACUAGAGGUCUAAAACGUCCUUGUAUAUUGUUGCUUUUGGAGUGCUACCAAAAGCAUUUUUUGUUUUAAUUGUAAUUUUCUUGAGAGAGCUGUAGCAACACUCAUGCUUAUGAAAAUCAGGUGUCAUUUCAUUGGUCCAGAAAGCUAAAUCUGUCCACAUAUUUAAGUGUUCAGAAAAUGAAUCAAACAAGAUAUAGUAGGGGUCAUUUUCAAAAACAUGUAUGCUUGUUCUGAUUUAUUUUCCUAAAUUAUGUCUUUUUGUGCAGUAAAGUUAAUCACACUGGUGUUCGUCAUGCCAAAAAUGCCUUUUAUCUGUUUUUGUAAAUGAACUUUUUCAAAUGUCACACUGCUUUUCAGUGUGCCUAAGGCCAGACAAACCUCAAACGCCGAUUUGUCCAUGCUGAACAACUUUGAGGAGGGUCUCAACAUGUUAUCCGAGCACAUAAAGAGUCAAAACAACAUAAGAAAUAAACUCAAAGGAAGUUGA
Messenger RNA from Chelmon rostratus (copperband butterflyfish), 3074 nucleotides. It is a transcript of the gene gpr183a, whose product is annotated as G protein-coupled receptor 183a. Gene Ontology annotation, molecular function: oxysterol binding; G protein-coupled receptor activity. The record is from RefSeq and is a predicted model, not a curated record. Lineage: Eukaryota; Metazoa; Chordata; Actinopteri; Chaetodontiformes; Chaetodontidae. The transcript is spliced from 2 exons. Gene Ontology annotation, biological process: G protein-coupled receptor signaling pathway. Gene Ontology annotation, cellular component: membrane. Bases 339 to 1472 code for a protein of 377 amino acids.